AUGGCCUCUACUACAUCCAGCCAUCCGUUGCCCAGCGGCUGCGGGAUAUUCACCACAAUACCUGAUCUUCUCUUCAUCCCAGAGUUUGUGUUUGGUGGCCUGGUGUGGACCCUGGUGGCCUCCACAAAGGUGCUGAUACAGAACCCUCAGGGCUGGGUGAUGUUUGUUUCCAUCUUCUGCUUUGUCGUCACGACCCUCUGGUUCAUCAUCUUCAUCAGUGGAAUGAACCAAAAGGGGUCCUUUUGGCCAACACUGGAUGUGGCUUACCAUGCCAUUGCCACCACACUCUAUCUCAGCGCAUCUGUGGCACAAGCAUAUGUCACCAUUCAGCUGAAAGACUUACCUCCUCUCACGAAGUACUACCACGAAGAUAUUGCAGCAGUGGUGAUGGCAUACGCUGUGACCUUGCUGUAUGCUGUGCAUACCAUCUUCUCAGCCAUCCGAUGGAAAUCAUGCUGA
Megalops cyprinoides (Indo-Pacific tarpon) is the source of this 459-nucleotide messenger RNA. Its product is annotated as myelin and lymphocyte protein-like. Gene Ontology annotation, cellular component: membrane. Bases 1 to 459 code for a protein of 152 amino acids. Gene Ontology annotation, biological process: myelination. Gene Ontology annotation, molecular function: structural constituent of myelin sheath. NCBI's taxonomy places the organism in Eukaryota, Metazoa, Chordata, Actinopteri, Elopiformes, Megalopidae. The transcript has 4 exons. The record is from RefSeq and is a predicted model, not a curated record.